Molecule: messenger RNA, 432 nt
Organism: Dibothriocephalus latus
Lineage: Eukaryota; Metazoa; Platyhelminthes; Cestoda; Diphyllobothriidea; Diphyllobothriidae
Source: the annotation of a GenBank genome assembly
AUGCGUGAAGUUAAACGUGAACGCCGGGCAAAGAAGAAGGAAAAUUUGGAGAAGUGGUAUGGCCUGCCUAGGGGAGAUCUGACGCCAGAAGUUAAAGCAGACUUGGAACUCAUCGCAAAGCGACAGAUUCUGGGUCAGGACCUACACACCCGAAAGGCUGAUGGUCGCCACAGUCACUUCCAGAUGGGUGUAGUUGCUGAUGAUCCCGGCUCCUUCUACGACCGCAUACCGCGGAAACAACGAAAGAGAACACUGGUGGACGAGCUGUUGGCUAACGCCGAAUACAUGAAGAAACAACGUCGACAGUAUUCACUCAUUCAGAAGGAGAAAUGGGAGAAGAAACUUGCUGUACGCCGGAAACAGAAGCAACAGCAGCAGAAGUCAGCCAAACGUGCCGGCAAAACAAAAACAGUUAAAAUAGCCGAAUCCUAA